AGAAAGAACACCAGCUUUGGAUCAGUUCAGACCUGUGUCUGCUGCAUAAUUGAAGUCUUGGGCAACUCUUUUAACCUGGCAUGGCAGAAAAACCAAUGUGUAUGCCCACACAAAUACCCCAUGAUGAAGAUAUACCCAAAGUAGAUAGUGUCCGUUGUUUAACAAUGCUUGGUCAUUUUGGUUUUGAAUGUUUGCCUCAUCAGUUGGUGAACCGAUCUAUCCAACAAGGAUUCUCUUUUAAUAUUCUCUGUGUGGGGGAAACUGGGAUUGGAAAAUCAACACUCAUUGACACAUUAUUCAAUGCUAAUUUGAAAGACACAAAAUCCUCACAUUUUUACUCAAAUGUUGGACUUAAAAUUCAGACAUAUGAUCUUCAAGAAAGUAAUGUUCAAUUGAAAUUAACUGUUGUGAAGACAGUGGGAUAUGGUGAUCAAAUAAACAAAGAAGCCAGCUAUCAACCUGUAGUUGACUAUGUAGAUGCUCAAUUUGAGGCCUAUUUUCAAGAAGAAUUGAAAAUUAAACGUUCCUUCAUUGACUACCAUGAUUCCCGUAUACAUGUGUGCCUUUACUUCAUUUCACCUACAGGACAUUCUCUGAAGUCCCUUGAUCUAUUAACUAUGAAGAACAUUGACAGUAAGGUGAACAUUGUGCCGUUGAUUGCCAAAGCAGAUACAAUUUCUAAAAAUGAUUUACAGAAAUUCAAGUGUAAAAUAAUGAGUGAAUUGGUUAGUAAUGGCAUCCAGAUAUAUCAGUUUCCAAUAGAUGAUAAAACUACUGCUCAGAUGAACUCCUCAAUGAAUGCUCACUUUCUUUUUGCUAUCAUUUGAAAC
This is a messenger RNA of Odobenus rosmarus divergens (Pacific walrus), 830 nucleotides long. It is a transcript of the gene SEPTIN14, whose product is annotated as septin 14. The record is from RefSeq and is a predicted model, not a curated record. Gene Ontology annotation, cellular component: septin ring; cell division site; septin complex. The annotation marks the transcript as partial. The transcript is spliced from 7 exons. NCBI's taxonomy places the organism in Eukaryota, Metazoa, Chordata, Mammalia, Carnivora, Odobenidae. Gene Ontology annotation, molecular function: molecular adaptor activity; GTP binding; GTPase activity. Gene Ontology annotation, biological process: cytoskeleton-dependent cytokinesis.